Messenger RNA from Chionomys nivalis (European snow vole), 3799 nucleotides. It is a transcript of the gene Lamc2, whose product is annotated as laminin subunit gamma 2. NCBI's taxonomy places the organism in Eukaryota, Metazoa, Chordata, Mammalia, Rodentia, Cricetidae. Bases 67 to 3645 code for a protein of 1192 amino acids. The record is from RefSeq and is a predicted model, not a curated record. The transcript has 23 exons. Gene Ontology annotation, molecular function: extracellular matrix structural constituent.
GAAGGCACAGCGGGGCGAGGACUCGGCGCCCGGCAGCCACCCGCAGUAGCGGAGCGCGGCCCGGCCAUGCCUGCGCUCUGGCUCAGAUGCUGCCUCGGCGUCGCGCUCCUGCUGCCCGCCGCCCAGGCCACCUCCAGGAGGGAAGUGUGUGAUUGCAAUGGGAAAUCCAGGCAGUGCGUCUUUGAUCCAGAGCUCCACAGACAGACAGGCAAUGGGUUCCGCUGCCUCAACUGCAACGACAACACAGCCGGAGCUCACUGCGAGAGGUGCAGGGAGGGCUUUUACCGGCAGCGAGAACGAGACCGCUGCCUGCCCUGCAACUGCCACUCAAAAGGUUCUCUCAGUGCUGGAUGUGACAGCUCUGGACAGUGCAGGUGUAAGCCGGGUGUGACAGGACCCAGGUGUGACCGGUGUCAGCCUGGCUUCCAUAUGCUCACUGACGCUGGGUGUGCUCGAGACCACAGACAACUAGAUCCCAAGUGUGACUGUGACCCAGCUGGCAUCUCUGGACCCUGUGAUUCUGGCCGCUGUGUCUGCAAACCAGCUGUCACCGGAGACCGCUGUGAUAGGUGCCGACCAGGUUACUAUCAUCUGGACAGGGCAAACCCUGAGGGCUGUACCCAGUGUUUCUGCUAUGGGCAUUCAGCCAACUGCCACAGCUCUGCAGACUUCAGUGUCCACAAGAUCACCUCAACAUUCUACCAGGAUGUUGAUGGCUGGAAAGCAGUUCAGAGGAACGGGGCUCCUGCAAAGCUCCACUGGUCACAGCGCCACGGGGAUGUGUUUAGUUCCGCCCGAAGAUCGGACCCAGUGUACUUUGUGGCGCCUGCCAAGUUUCUUGGUAAUCAGCAAGUGAGUUAUGGGCAGAGCCUGUCUUUUGACUACCGCGUGGACAGAGGAGGUAGACACCCAUCGGCUUACGAUGUGAUCCUGGAAGGUGCUGGGCUACAGAUCAGAGCUCCCCUGAUGCCUCUUGGCAAGACGCUUCCCUGCGGGAUCACGAAGACUUACACAUUCAGGUUAAAUGAGCAUCCAAGCAGUCGCUGGAGCCCCCAGCUGAGUUAUUUUGAGUACCGAAGGUUAUUGCGGAACCUCACCGCCCUGAUGAUCCGAGCUACCUACGGAGAGUACAGUACGGGCUACAUUGACAACGUGACCCUGAUUUCAGCCCGCCCUGUCUCUGGAGCCCCAGCACCCUGGGUUGAACAGUGUGUAUGCCCUGUUGGGUACAAGGGACAAUUCUGCCAGGAUUGUGCCUCUGGCUACAAGAGAGAUUCAGCAAGACUGGGGCCUUUUGGCUCCUGUAUUCCUUGUAACUGCCAAGGGGGUGGGGCCUGCGAUCCAGACACAGGAGAUUGCUAUGCAGGAGACGAGAACCCGGACAUUGAGUGUGCUGACUGUCCCAUUGGUUUCUACAAUGACCCACACGACCCCCGUAGCUGCAAGCCAUGCCCCUGUCACAAUGGCUUCAGCUGUUCAGUGAUGCCUGAGACAGAGGAGGUCGUGUGCAACAACUGCCCCCCUGGGGUCACAGGUGCCCGCUGUGAGCUCUGUGCCGAUGGCUAUUUCGGGGAUCCCUUUGGGGAACGUGGUCCAGUCAGGCCUUGUCAGCGCUGCCAGUGCAACAAUAAUGUGGACCCCAAUGCCUCUGGGAACUGUGACCGGCUGACAGGCAGGUGCUUGAAAUGCAUCUACAACACAGCGGGUAUCUACUGUGACCAGUGCAAGGCAGGUUACUUCGGGGACCCGUUGGCUCCCAACCCAGCAGACAAGUGUCGAGCCUGCAACUGCAACCCCGCGGGCUCCGAGCCUGGAGAGUGUCGGAGUGACGGCAGCUGUGUUUGCAAGGCCGGCUUUGGAGGCCUCAACUGUGAGCACGCAGCACUGACCAGUUGCCCCGCUUGUUAUGAUCAAGUCAAGAUUCAGAUGGGCCAGUUUAGCCAGCAGCUUCAGAGCCUGGAAGCCCUGGUCUCACAGGCCGGGAGUGGUCGCCGUGGUGCAGUCUCCAGCUCGGAGCUGGAAGGCCGACUGCAGCAGGCUGAGCAGGCCCUUCGGGACAUUCUGAGAGAAGCCCAGAUUUCGGAAGGUGCCAAGAGAACUCUUAGUCUCCAGCUGGCCAAGGCAAGGAGCCAAGAGAACAGCUACCAGAACCGCCUGGAUGACCUCAAGAUGACUGUGGACAGGGUUCAGGCCCUGGGCAGUCAGAACCAGAACCGAGUUCAGGAUACAAGUAGGCUCAUCUCUCAGAUGCGCCUGAGCCUGGCAGAAAAUGAAGCUUCCCUGCAAAACGCUAACAUCCAUUCCUCAGAGCAUUAUGUAGGACCAAAUGGCUUUAAAAGUCUGGCUCAGGAAGCCACAAGAUUGGCAGACAGCCACAUUGAGUCAGCUAACACGAUGAAGCAACUAGCAAGGGAAACUGACGACUAUUCCCAGCAAGCGUUGUCCUUGGCCCGCAAGGCUCAGAGUGGAGGAGGCGGAAGUGACAUCCUGGACAGCUCCAUGGUACAAGGUCUUAUGGGAAAAUUAGAAAACACCAAGUCCCUGGCCCAGCAGUUGUCAAGGGACAGUACCCAAGCUGACAUUGAAGCAGAUAGAUCUUAUCAACACAGUCUCCGCCUCCUGGAUUCAGCAUCUCAGCUCCAGGGAAUCCAUGAUCUGUCCUUUCAGGUGGAAGCGAAGAGGAUCAGACAAAAAGCUGAUUCUCUCUCCAACCUGGUGACCAGACAGAUGGAUGCCUUCACACGUGUGCAAAACAAUCUGGGGAACUGGGAAAAGGAAACACAUCAGCUUUUACAGACUGGGAAGGACAGGAGACAGACAUCAGAGCAACUGCUUUCCCGUGCCAACCUUGCUAAAAACAGAGCCCAAGAAGCGCUAAGUACAGGCAAUGCCACUUUUUAUGAAGUUGAGAAUAUCCUGAAGAACCUCAGAGAGUUUGAUCUGCAGGUUGAAGACAAAAAAGCCGAGGCUGAAGAGGCCAUGAAGAGACUCUCCCAUAUUAGCCAGAAGGUUGCAGAAGCCACUGACAAGACCCAGCAAGCAGAAACGGCCCUGGGGAGUGCCGCUGCCGACACCCAGAGGGCAAAGAACGCAGCUAGGGAGGCCCUGGAGAUCAGCAGCGAGAUAGAACAGGAGAUAGGGAGUCUGAACUUGGAAGCCAAUGUGACUGCAGAUGGGGCCUUGGCCAUGGAGAAGGGACUGGCCACUCUGAAGAAUGAGAUGAGAGAGGUGGAAGAGGAGCUGGCCAGGAAGGAGCUGGAGUUUGACGUGGACAAGGACACCAUGCAGCUGGUGAUUACUGAAGUCCAGCAAGCUGAUGCCAGAGCCAAGAGUGCCGGGGUUACAAUCCAAGACACGCUCAACACAUUGGACAGCAUCCUACAGCUGAUAGACCAGCCUGGCAGUGUGGAUGAAGAGGGACUGAUGCUAUUAGAACAAGAGCUUUUCCAAGCCAAGACCCAGGUCAACAGUCGACUGCGGCCCUUGAUGUCUGAGCUGGAGGAGAGGGCCCGGCAACAGAGGAACCACCUGCAUCUCCUGGAGACAAGCAUAGAUGGGAUUCUGGCUGAUGUGAAGAACCUGGAGAACAUCCGAGACAACCUGCCCCCGGGAUGCUACAACACUCAGGCUCUUGAGCAACAGUGAUGCUGCCAUAGAGAUUUCCCCGCUAAGGUUCUUGGGACAUAGACCUAAGGGAUCAGGAGCCAUCUCAUGGAUGGGGCGGGCUGAGGAUAUUUGAACAUGUUUAAUGGGUUUGUUCAGGUCUGUUGGACCCAAUUCCAUCCCUGAGACUAUGGGU